This is a messenger RNA of Darwinula stevensoni, 1387 nucleotides long. The record is from the annotation of a GenBank genome assembly. Lineage: Eukaryota; Metazoa; Arthropoda; Ostracoda; Podocopida; Darwinulidae.
GGCGUUUAUCGAUUCCCGUCACCCGCUCCACACAUUGAAAAUUGAAAAUAUGGCAAACCCAUCACCACCUUGCGUUUUAACUUUUGCGGGCACAGACCCUAGCAGCGGCGCUGGUUUGCAGGCAGAUAUUCUGACUUUUGCCAGCAUCGGCUGCCACCCGCUUUCGGUUGUGACUGCUAUUACCGCGCAAGAUACCGUAGGGGUUGAAGGCGUGCUGGCGAUGGAUGCCGAGUGGGUGAAUGACCAAGCACGUGCUAUUUUAGAAGAUGUGCAAAUCUCUGCUUUUAAGUUGGGUCUGCUAGGCUCGGUAGAAAAUAUUGCGGUGAUAGCCGAAAUUAUGGCUGAUUACCCCGAUGUGCCUUUGCUGAUUGACCCCACAUUAACUUCAGGGCGCGGUGAUGAUUUAAGCAAUGAUGAAAUGAUGGAAGCGAUGACAACGUUGCUCUUUCCGCAAGCUACCUUGAUUACUCCAAACAGCCUUGAGGCGCGCCGCUUAGCCUUUGCAGAUAGUGAUAAUGAAAUUGCCCACACAUCGCUAGAUGAAAGCGCAGCACGCCUGUUAGCCAUGGGGAGUGAGUACGUACUUAUUACUGGCACGCACGAGCGCACUUUAGAAGUGACCAACACGCUUUAUGGUGAAAAUCAGCUGAUUAAAUCUUACCAGUGGGAGCGCUUGGUGGGUAGCUAUCACGGCUCAGGUUGCACGCUCACCAGUGCAAUUGCCGCCUGUUUAGCGCACGGAUUGACUAUGGAAGAAGCGGUAGCAGAAGCACAAGAACAAAAAAUCUCUGGUUUAUAUGCCAUCACGCCAGAUAUUGAAAACACCAAUUUAUUGCUUGCAAAAGUAGAAGCGGCAUUACAAGGUGGCGCCAACGUUUUGCAAUAUCGCAAUAAACUUGCCAGCCAUAAACUCAAAACCCAACAAGCCCGCGCACUGUUGCCAUUGUGCAGGCAAUACAACGUGCCUUUGAUUAUUAACGACUCUGUCAAACUAUGCUUAACAUUAGAUGCAGACGGCGUGCAUUUAGGUGCUGACGAUGGUAACUUGGCUGAAGUAAGAGCAAGAAUUGGCGAUGAUAAAAUUUUAGGUGCAUCAUGCUAUAACCGCUUUGAUUUAGCAUUAAGCGCCCAGCAAGCAGGGGUUGAUUACGUAGCUUUUGGUGCAUGUUUUGCAUCUGGCACCAAGCCAAAUGCCGUGGUGGCAAGCUUAAAUUUAUUUAGACAAGCGCAAACCCAAUUAGCCGUGCCAACGGUAGCCAUUGGCGGCAUUACGCUAGAAAAUGCCAGCCAAGUAAUACAAGCGGGUGCAUGCGCCAUUGCCGUGAUUAACGCACUUUUUGCGACAGUGGAUGUAAAAACCACCUCAGAAAAAUUUACGCAAUUAUUU